AUGAAAGGGAACGUCUUCUGCAAGCUUGGACGGCUGCAAGAAGCAUGUGACUGUUUCCUCGCUGUACUGGAUAAGGACGAAGAUCAAGAGGACUGUAGGUUAAGACUGGCAUUGUGUCUCUUGCUGCUGGGCAGACACGGUGAAGCUACGGUCCAUCUUGAAAAACUAGAUGAAGAUCAAGAAGAUGUGGAAGCUUUAAUCGAAGCUGCCGAAACCCUGGAAAGAAUGGAACGUCAUGGCUGCCCCUACGACAUCCUAGGCGUUCCAGAGGAUGCUGCUUUGAAGGAAAUAGAAAGGGCCUACAGGAAGCUGGCCCUCAAGAGCCACCCUGACAAGUUCCAAGGGUCCCAGGCAGAGCGAGAACAAGUGAAGGAAGUCAUGCAAAGGAUCAACUACGCUAACGACAUCCUACGUGACGCUGAUGAAAGAGAGGAAUACAACACUCUCAGGGACUUCGUCAAGGACGUCGCGGAUAAGCUGUUCGAAGAUCCCAAGUUUCCCGAUGAAUCCGAUGAUGAAGAAGAUGAUGAGUCAGAACUGUCUGAGGAGGAGGAAGAAUGUGAUGAAGAGGAACUGUCUGAAGAAGAGGAAGAAUGUGAUGAAGAGGACGAAGAGGAAGAAUGUGAUGAAGAAGAAGAAUUGUUAUCUUUUGUAAAUGGAAUUAAUAUUAUCCAAAACCUUGGAUACUUUAUUGGAGGAAAUGCGAUGGCUCUCAUUCUGGGAGGGCUUCUUAGACAUGUACAUACAAAGUACGUGGAGGAAAAGAAAACCAACCGAAAUUGCCGAGACGCCAUCGCCCGACUCGAAGACGACGUUUUUUUCUCAACGGAGAUGAUAUCCCUUCUCAAGGAGGAAAACUCUAGCCUCGUUCAUGAAAUUGACGCGGUCAACGACAAGGAAGCAGAUCUUAUCAAGAGGAAUGACGAUCUAGAGAACGAGUUGAAAUUGAGAACGGAAGAGAAUAAGGACGCGUUAAUCCAGAAAGGAAAGGAACUAGACAAUCUGAAGGACCAACUCGCAGAGAAAGACAGAGAGUGUGAGAGGAACCGAAAGAAACUGGAAGAAAUGGAGAGUCAAACUUCGGAUAAUGAUUUUUAUUGUGGUUACCUGGAAGGGAAAGUAAAGGAUCAUGAAGCGGAGAGGAAGAAAUUGAAACAGGUGACCAAACAACUCGAAGAGAAGCUGCGAGCCUCACAGCAAGAAUUGUCUGCUCUUGCAAAACACCGUGAUCUCGAAAAAAAUCAUGGAAAUGAGGCUCAGAAGAAGACCCGAAUUCUGGAAGAUAGAGUUCAGCAGCUUCAGCGAGAAAAUGAGAAAUUGAAGGAGAAAUUAGCCGAGAGUGAGCGGGAAGCGGCCUCAGUGAAGGAUUUAAAAGCACCUAAAAAGAACAGAAUUAACGCUCUGGUUGCAGAGAACAAGGCUCUCAAAGACAAGAUCGCUAAACGAGUAGAUCAAAAUGGAAUCGUCCAGAGCGAACGAGCUGAAAGGAAGAAACUAGAGACUGAGUUGAAUCGAGUCAAAGGAAAUCUGAAAGAGGCGGAAGAUACCUUGAGUCAGGUACAAGAACGACUUAAAGAGGCUGAAGCAAAAUGUGCACAGGUAGAAAUUCAUCGGAGAAAAGUACUGGAGGCAGAAGCUGAUCGCUGUAUUGAGAUGGAAGAUUUUGCGACAGCAAUAGUUUUCCUAGGAAUUAUAACAAAGGACUACGAUAAUGUGUUGGAUUGUCGUGUCAAGGAGUUGAGAUGCCACACAGCUCUAGGAAUGGUGGAAGAGGCCCAAAAAAUACUGGACAAUUUACCUGCCGAGUAUCAAGAUGACUGUGAUGUUCUGGUGGAGUCUGCCCUACUUUGUGCCUUUGAUGCUGAGUUAGAAAAAGCUGAAAUGAUUUUGACUCAGGUUCUAGACCGAUGUCCUAACCAUGAAAGGGCACUCAAGGGAAGAGAGUUUCUGGAGCAGCGGGCGAUAUGGUACUCUAUUCCAUUGAUGAUAGACGAAUGUGAAUUCGAUGCUGUUUUGGAAAAGAUUACACACGCCCAGUCUCUGGAAUCAUUUUUCCCGCAGAUACGUGUUGACUUGGCCAGAAUGAAAGGGAACGUCUUCUGCAAGCUUGGACGGCUGCAAGAAGCAUGUGACUGUUUCCUCGCUGUGCUGGAUAAGGACGAAGAUCAAGAGGACUGUAGGUUAAGACUGGCAUUGUGUCUCUUGCUGCUGGGCAGACACGGUGAAGCUACGGUCCAUCUUGAGAAAGUAGAUGAAGAUCAAGAAGAUGUGGAAGCUUUGAUCGAAGCUGCCGAAACCCUGGAAAGAAUGGAACGACAUGGCUGCCCCUACGACAUCCUAGGCGUUGCAGAGGAUGCUGCUUUGAAGGAAAUAGAAAGGGCCUACAGGAAGCUGGCCCUCAAGAGCCACCCUGACAAGUUCCAAGGGUCUCAGGCAGAGCGAGAACAAGUGAAGGAAGUCAUGCAAAGGAUCAACUACGCUAACGACAUCCUACGUGACGCUGAUGAAAGAGAGGAAUACAACACUCUCAGGGACUUCGUCAAGGACGUCGCGGAUAAGCUGUUCGAAGAUCCCAAGUUUCCCGAUGAAUCCGAUGAUGAAGAGGAUGAUGAGUCAGAACUGUCUGAGGAGGAGGAAGAAUGUGAUGAGUCAGAACUGUCUGAAGAAGAAGAAGAAUGUGAUGAAGAGGACGAAGAGGAAGAAUCACCAUUGGAAAAUCUUUAA
This is a messenger RNA of Macrobrachium nipponense, 2724 nucleotides long. Its product is annotated as dnaJ homolog subfamily C member 21-like. Gene Ontology annotation, molecular function: misfolded protein binding; protein-folding chaperone binding. The transcript is spliced from 3 exons. Gene Ontology annotation, cellular component: endoplasmic reticulum. Lineage: Eukaryota; Metazoa; Arthropoda; Malacostraca; Decapoda; Palaemonidae. Gene Ontology annotation, biological process: protein folding in endoplasmic reticulum. The record is from RefSeq and is a predicted model, not a curated record. The coding region runs from base 1 to 2724 and encodes 907 amino acids.